AUAUUUCCGCACCAUAGUUGUGUUUUCCUUCUACUGAGUGACCACAUACGUUUUUGGAUAGCACAGCUAAACUGUAGUCUAAAUACACGUUAUUUGCAAAACAAACCCACAGUCUUUAGAAUAUGUUACAGAACGGAAGAAAAAAGGGAAAAUGGGUGGUGUCUUUGGUGUGAGAUGACCUUGUUUUAUUUCCUGCCAUUUCAGCAUGGAGACAGCGCUGUCGGUAUUCGCCAAACCUCCUCGCACCGUCUGGUCUGAACCGGUUCGGAUUCUGCGCGGUCUCGUGCGCACUGCAGACCUCACGCACUGAUUACAGCACUCCGCGCGCCCUUACCAGGCUCAACCCCUCUUCCGUUUACACCGCUCUCAUUGGAUAUCAUGUUCGCGGCUCGCCCACAUUUUCCGCGUGUUGUUGGACGAUGACAAAGCUUACGAGUCGUGAUUGGUUCAUGCCCCUCUAGUCCAUGUAUUUUGGGGCAGACCCCGUUUACUGUGCACGGGCUUGUGUAGAAGUGGAGUUGUAAACGAAGCGCGUGCACUUUUCAGCACCAAUACCUCGUGGAUAGCAGCCAGACGAAGCAAAAAGGAUGGCCGUUGCCUACUAGCUUCCUUUAUUGUAUUAAACCGACGACUUUGCGGUUUGCGACGCCGUAUAACCCCUGCGAUCACAGAAAACUUUACGCAUAGUUUUGAGACGACAAGUGGAAGAUAUUGGAAGGUGGAAGGUUUGUUUGCCCCGGCGGGCAAAUUGUGCCAAGAGCUGCAUCUUGGUUGAGAGAGGCAAGUUUCUGCGAGUAAAAAUCGCGUUAUUUUCGACUUUCGACGCAUUUGCGCGUGUUGGCUUCACCUAGCUGCGCCCCGGGUGGACUAAGUGGAUGCAAAUGAAGGGAAGCAAAGGUGAUAAAGACGAUUAUUUAUCCUAGCCGGUUGAGCCGUGGUCCUCUUUUAGCCACAUCACAGCCCGCUCGAACGGCUAGCCUCCGAGGUCUCCAUUGUGUGAGCAUCCACUGCCGCCUUAACAGCACCCCCGGAUCCCGCGCUGCCACGACACAUCUGCCGUCUCCCACAGAUACAGCUGUGUGUUUUCAGCCAGAUUUGUUUAACGUUAACGCACCAAAAAUGUGUUCUCGGGUUUGGUUCAUCACCGACCGACGCAUCAGCCAGGAAUAUCCCCAAGUUCAGAUCCUCCGGGCACUGAAGGAGCGCUGCACCGAUGAGGAUGUUGACUUCCGUUAUCUUCUCAUGGAUCAAAUUGUGCUUACGAUCAGCGAGGGGCAACUAGGUCUGCGAGUGGAGCAGGAAAUGGUGACAUCUUAUCCACAGGUGGUGUUGGUGCGGGUGCCCACCCCCUGGGUGCAGUCAGAUAGUGACAUCACUGUGCUGCGCCACCUGGAGAAGAUGGGCUGUCGGCUGAUCAACCGGCCCCAGGCCAUACUGAACUGUGUCAACAAGUUCUGGACCUUCCAGGAGCUGGCAGGCCACGGGGUGCCUCUUCCUGACACCUUCUCCUAUGGAGGGCAUGACAACUUUCGUAAAAUGAUUGAUGAGGCAGAGCCGCUGGGCUACCCUGUAGUGGUGAAGAAUGCACGUGGCCACAGAGGUAAGGCUGUGUUCCUGGCACGGGACAAACCCCAUCUGAUAGAUCUGUGCCACUUGAUCCGCCACGAUACCCCCUACCUGUUCCAAGAGUAUGUCAAGGAGUCGCAUGGUCGUGAUGUGCGGGUGGUCCUGGUGGGCGGCCGUAUCAUUGGCUCCAUGUUACGCUGCUCCACUGAUGGUCGCAUGCAGAGCAACUGUUCCCUGGGUGGUGUAGGUAUGAUGUACCCCCUGAGCGAGGAGGGCAAGCAGCUGGCCAUAGAGGUGUCUAACAUUCUCGGGAUGGAUGUGUGUGGCGUUGAUCUCCUGCAGCUCAAUGAUGGCUCAUUUGUGGUCUGCGAGGCCAACGCCAAUGUGGGCUUCAUCGCCUUCGACCAGGCCUGUGGCAUGGAUGUGGCAGGCAUUGUCGCCGACUUUGCCCUGUCAAUGCUCCCCAGCCGCCUCACCCGUAAGAUGUCCCUGCUGUCUGUCGUGUCAAGCACCAGUGAGACCAGCAGUGAGCCUGAGGUGUGCCCCAUAGUCGCUGGCAACGGCUCGCUGCCCGAGGCCGUCUGUAAUAUGAGCGUGGGUUCUACCUCCAGUGAGAGUGACCCGGAGCUGGCCGAGCCCUCCCAGUCCUCACCCCGCCAGUCCACAACCCCCACCCUGCCCAGUCUCCCUGAUCCAGCCUACAACUUCAACACCCUCCUUGCCAACGAGAUCAAGUUAUUGACUGAGUGAGAUUCAAACAGCUUCAUGCACACACACACACACAACACCAACAGAAAUACAUAUUAAAAACACACAUACACACACCUGUAUGCAUGGCAACAGGCAUUCCUUUUAAACACAUUAUCUUUUCAAAACCUAUGACAUUUUAAGUAUUAAGGGUGUUAAAUGCAAAACGAGAGCAGACAAAGAGAACAUGCAUACAGAACCAACCACAGAAAUACAAACACCAAAACAUGAGCCUUCUCCUACUAACUCCUUUCAAUAACAACUAAGAUCUGAGGCUGCUCCCCUGACUCUCCUGUUUUUUGCAUCUCUACUCCCAAACUAUAAACCCCACUAUUCUAACUUAGCUUACACUGCAGCAAGGUGGUGGGAGUGGGACAUAGAGCAUAAGACGACUGCUAAAUUGGCCUCUUCUACUUUCUGUUAUGCCAUUUUAUAAGAGUGAAAGUGACCAAAUGUGGGAUUCUCAGAAAGUCUUACACUUGCCAUGUUUUUAUCCUCUCAGUAUGAUAACAUUAUUUAAAGGUGAAUCUGUGUUGAUAUAAAAAGAGUUUCCUGUUGAUACUAUAGUCAAGUUCAGUGGAUUGGAAGCAAAAUGAAGUGUUUCUUGUCAAGUGGUUAGCUCCUUGGGAGAGGGAUACAUCCUCAAGGUGUGCAUAUUAUACUGUCAGCUCCAAUGUAGCAAUGUAGUGCUCCCAUCAAGGACACCGAACAGGGUGAGGACCAUCUUGUAGCAACUGGAGAUGGAAAAAUUUCAUGUCAAGCUGAAUUGCUGUUCUAAUUCAUAAUAAUUAAAAUAGGGAAUUCAUUCACCAUGCCACAUUACAUGACAUGUAAAUCCAAAGUGUGCCACUCUGGAUUUGUUUCCAUAUUUUAAAAUCAACUGCCGACCACUACAGCAUUGAUUGUAAGAGGUUAAAGUCUUCAUGAUAUUACUAAAGUUCAUCAGCAGUUUAUUUUUUAGCAUUUGGAAAGCUACAGCUUCCAUGAAAUAAAGCUACAAGUACUUGUGUCGUUGUAAAGUGGUUUCAUUUGUAUCCACAAAAAACUUACCAAGAAUCUGUUUAAAAUUCAUUCUUUCAACGCUGUAGCUUUAAAUCCUAUGGAGAGUGAUGUUCAUUAUAGGCACUAGCAUCCUAAAUUCUGGAAUGGAACCCGGAUGUUCCAGAUUCACUUUUGUCUCUCUAAAUCCCAGAUUUGAAUCACUGAUAUUAAAAGUGGAGCUUCUACACUGACAGUGAAUAAGAGUCUGACAUUGUGGUGUCAUUGAGUUCUCUCUCAUGUGUAAACAGGAAUAUUGUGAAUCCAGAAUACACAGCACCAGAAAAUCGUGGGUGCUGACAACGGUGGCCAUAAUGUUCACUGUGAGUGGAGCAGGCUAAUGUAAAUGUACGCAAAACAGCCCUAACCUGUGCAAAACAGUAGAAAUAACAAAUAAUUGUUCUGCUUAAGAGUCUUAACAUGGGAUAUAAAAAAUGAACUGAGUGCCAUGACUAGAUUUUAAAUUUUUCAUUCCCAGAUAGGUUGUGUGAUCAGCCUUGCCAACAGCAUCAGUCUGCUGCUUUUUAACAUUCAUUAAAAGACUUGCACUUUACAAUAAACAGAUGCAUUGUUUUUCUCACUCAGAUGACAUAGUCAGGAUACACGAGACAGAUUGUGAAAGCUGUGUCUACACCUACAAGCAAAAUAUACCUCAAAAAAGUGAUCUCACUACCACAGGAUGACAUAGAUAUUCAAACAUGCAGUGCAGGAUUCUCUUGGUUGUCGAAUGGCCCCAGAUUUACCAGUUGUUCCCUCUCAUUUUGCCUAGGAACUAAAAAUGUAGCUGUGACUUUUUUUAAUUAGCUUUUAGCUCUUUUGUUAAUCUUAUGGUACUGAAUUAGUUUCAGUGCUUGUGUCGGCUAAUGAAACUGGAAUGGCUGAAAUAACUGCCAACAUUAAAAUAUCCAUAAGCUGUUUGGUUACAGACUGGUAUGUACAGACCUGCAGUAUUGAACGGAUGAAAAUGAAAUUUGGUGCUAACAUUUCUGGAUUAGAUGUGUUUUGACAUGAUUUGUACAGUUUACUUUUGUUUUGACCUUGUGUUAUUUUUUCCUUCAGUAAAAAUUAAGUAUCCAAACCCACAGUAUGUUGGCAUGAUGUACAAAUAAAAGAUGGAAACUAUAUUUUUGCAGUCUCAUUGAACAGAAUGUACAUUUUUCUUUCCUUAGAAAAAGACGGAAUGAAGUCCAGACAUAAGUCCAAGAGCUUAUCUUGAUUUACCUCACGUAUACCUUCUGAAAUACCUAUCAACACAGAGGUAGAGUACUCUGGGGUAAAUCCAAAUGCCUAAAAAUUAUUUACAGCUCUGAUCAAAAGCACAAAUGCAAAUCCUAUGUUGUUCCCCUUUGUGACAUCCUUGCCUUUAGGUUGUAUCCCUUUCUGUUGCACAUAACUCAGGGAAGCAGCCUGGAUCUCACCCCCUGACCCCCAAAGACAUGACGCAUCCAUCCGAACUAGUCACAUCAAAAACAUAAUAACAUAUCUACAAGCAGACAAAAAGACACAAACAACAAAGAAAAAAAGCUUGUAAACUACAGUAUAAAACAAUGUGGUGUAUACCAUGGUUAACAUGCACUUUUUUUCCUUGCUUGUUUUCUUCCUAAUUUAUGGUAUUUUUAAAGAGAAAAAGUGGUUUGUGUGCACUAACGUUGUCUCAAUAAAGUGAAACCACUGUGAAGCUUGAUUUUAUUUUAUUUUAUUUUUUUGUGGCCCGACUUUACUGUCUGGAAUCUUAACGUGAGUACGUUUAAGGGUGCCAAAUCUCAACCCGGCAGAAAACAGGAAAGGCAGCUUUUACUUUGUCUGCUGUCAAGUGAUCACAGUGGCUCCACUGAGAGAAUAACACCAUUGACACUACUGUGAUGUUGUUUGGUUAUUAUAUAAUAAAAGUGUCUGACAAAUAAACUGUGAAAUGCAAAGACCAUAGGGCUUGGUCAUCAAGUCACAUUCAGACUUAAAAGCUUACAGUCAGUAUAUGGGUGAACCAUCUCCAAGUGUUGUCCCGGCCCCUCCCUUUUUUUUUGUUUUUUUUUGUCUUUGUAGUUGUAUUGAAGCCUGCAUCAUUCCACAUUGUGUACAUAAGUGUAAAUCAAAAAUCACCUAUGAUUUUGCAACAUUAAAAUAGCCAUCUGUAGGAAAGAUUAAAGCAAUCAUUUCUCUCUUGCAGCCCUUGUUUUUUGUUUUUGUUUGUUUGUUUUUGCUUUUAAUCCGUUGUUCAUACAUCAUCUGUUUGCACACUGAGAGUUCACUUAACUAUACACUAAAUGCCUUUACAUCAUCUGGUUUCUGCUGGGAAAACUGAUUUGAGCAAGGUCCCUGUUCAGGCAGGAUUCUUAAUGCUUGGUCUUCAGUGGCCAUAAUACAACGACUACAAUGCAUGGAAGCUACUGAAAAAAGC
This is a messenger RNA of Monopterus albus (swamp eel), 5749 nucleotides long. RefSeq names its product ribosomal modification protein rimK-like family member A (gene rimkla). Gene Ontology annotation, biological process: protein modification process. The coding region runs from base 1120 to 2316 and encodes 398 amino acids. Gene Ontology annotation, cellular component: cytoplasm. Gene Ontology annotation, molecular function: ATP binding; N-acetyl-L-aspartate-L-glutamate ligase activity; metal ion binding. The record is from RefSeq and is a predicted model, not a curated record. Lineage: Eukaryota; Metazoa; Chordata; Actinopteri; Synbranchiformes; Synbranchidae. The transcript is spliced from 5 exons.